Molecule: messenger RNA, 240 nt
Organism: Peronospora matthiolae
Lineage: Eukaryota; Oomycota; Peronosporomycetes; Peronosporales; Peronosporaceae
Source: the annotation of a GenBank genome assembly
AUGCAGAAUCCCUUGCCGCUCCUUGUUAAUCACCGCCGCCUCUUCAGAACUGACGACGAAGUUGUUGCAACGACAUUGCGAGACUUGGGCUUUUCGCCAUUGACCGAUGUGCAGUGUGCACUUCAACUUAGGGGUGAUAGGCUCGAAGAGCUAUUCGUGUUCACCGGAGGUCAUGACAGCCAGUCUUGGGCGUGGAACUCUGUCUCGUUUGGAGACGAUGAGUAUCAAAUGCUCAAGUGA